Striga asiatica is the source of this 666-nucleotide messenger RNA. NCBI's taxonomy places the organism in Eukaryota, Viridiplantae, Streptophyta, Magnoliopsida, Lamiales, Orobanchaceae. The record is from the annotation of a GenBank genome assembly.
AUGUCACCUUCCACCUCAAACAUCGUAAUCGAUAUCCGAGCUAUUCCAAACCAACGACCGUCUCACCAAUUUCCCCUGCUCGUCGUACAAAUCAAGAUUCUCGCACGGAGCAGGAUAAAUGGUCCCUACCACUUGGCCCUGCACGUAACCACACUGGAAUACGUUCUUCCUUUUAUCCGUCACACCAACCGAAAUGUCCCGGAAAGUGACGUUGGUCACGGGUAUCUCCACACUCCCCUGGAUGCGGACGGGCACACGGACCCCCUCGCCGUGAACCGUUUCGUAGCUGAUGUCAGCCAGCACCGGGAAGGCCCGGGGAUCGUAGCCCCCGUCCGGGUGCUCGUUGUAGUCCGUCUUUAUCACAAUGCCCACCCGAACGUUGUCGAACGUCCUGAAGCCCAUAUACUCUUGUGGCCAGCAAACCCAAACCUUUUUGAUAAGGAUAAGUUAUCAUGUGCCUUAUCAGUCUCGAUCCUAGGUCGUACGGGUGAAGUGUCCAAAACGGGGAAUCACAAUAAAGUCAACAAGUCAGAUCAGUGCUUAAUUUCAUUAAGAAGUUUCUCAAACCUCAUAGAGGCUUUGCAACUUAUUGGUUUAGCAAUAAAUGCUUCUCACGAGUUCAUUUCUGAAUCAAAACCACACCAAAGCCGAGACCUUAAGCCUUGA